UCGUGUGACUGACUGCGUUCAAACAAGCGACACAGGGGGUGUUGCGUGUGUGCUGAGCGGUCAGUCCUUCGACGCGGUCAAGGUGAAGAUGCAGACGUUCCCCAGCCUGUACCGUGGCUGCCUGGACUGUUCCCUGAUGGCAUACCGCCACGACGGGCUUCGGGGGCUCUACCAGGGAAGUGUGCCUGCUCUACUGGCCAACUUGGCAGAGAACGCUGUGCUCUUCGCCUGCUACGGGACCUGCCAGCAGCUCACCAGGAGAGUCUUUGGGCUGGGGAAAGGGUCUCACAUCAGUGACAUGCAAAAUGCCCUGUCUGGGUCCCUGGCGUCUGUCUUGUCCUCGCUUGUUUUGUGUCCCACAGACCGUGAGAUGAGGAUAGUGGGAAAGACCCCCCUUGCAUCACACAUUUCCACCUGGUCGGUGGUGAGGGACAUAUUGAAGACAGAUGGUCCUCAAGGCCUCUUCCAGGGAAUGACCAGCACCUGGCUCAGAGAGGUGCCUGGAUACUUCCUCUUCAUUGGGGGCUAUGAGAUCUGCAGAACCCUCUUUACAAAGACUGGCCAGUCCACGGAUGAGUUGGGUGAAGCGCCCCCUAUAUCGAUCAGUGGAGGAGUUGGUGGGGCCGCCUUUUGUCUGGCAGUGUACCCCAUAGAUUCAGUCAAAUCCAGAAUCCAGGUUCUAUCUAUGUCAGGCAAGCAGGCUGGGUUUAUCAGAACACUGCUCUGUAUCACGAGGACAGAAGGGGUUCCUGCUCUGUAUUGUGGUCUAACCCCUACCGUCCUGCGGGCCUUCCCCUCCAACGGAGCUCUAUUCCUGGCUUAUGAGUGGACCAGAAGAACCCUCAUCAACCACACAUCUACAGCCUGAGUUUGUAGGGCUGGAGCAAGAGGUUUAAUGUCCAGCCACAGGACCUGAUGAGUCAGUAUUCAAUCAAUGGACUCCAUGCAAUCCAACAACAUUCCACCCACUUGCCCGAGACAUGCAUCACACUAUUUCAGACAGGAUGUGUUGUCAACUAGUGGAGCACAAUUAUAAAAAAUACCCAUGUAUUUACUGUAUAUAUGUGUACAUAAAAGCCUUUCAUAUUUUUAAAUUUUAUUUAACCUUUAUUUAACCAGGAAAGUCUGUUAAGAACAAAAUCUUAUUUACAAUGACGGCCUACCCAGGCCAAACCAUAACCCGGGCAACAUUGGGCCAAUUUGUUGGCCGCCCUGUGGGACUCCCUAUUACGGCCGGUUGUGAUUACAGUCUGCAUUUGAACCAGGGUCUGUAGUGACGCCUCUAGCACUGAGAUGCAGUGCCUUAGACUGUUGCGCCACUCAGAAUGUGACUACACCACUGAUCAACAACAUUGUUUUUUGUUAUGUUUGCUCUUUUUCUACAUGAGAUAUACACUGAGUGAACAAAACAUUCAAGAACAUCUGCUCUUUCCAUGACACACACUGACCAGGUGAAUCCAGGGAAUGGUCCACCACCCAAAGGACAUCCAAGCCAACUUGGCAACUAUGGGAUUGGGAAGCGUUGGCCCAUCCUGGCCCAUGUUGAUGCUUUCCACACCGGAGUCCAUGCCCUGACGAAUUGAGGCUGUUCUGAGCAGCGGAGGCUGUUGAGGGGAGAACGACUCAUAAUAAUGGGAUGGCAUCAAACACCUGGAAACCAUCUGUUAGAUUUUUAUUGAUACCAUUCCACUGAUUCCGAUCCAGUGGAAUAGGGGGUGCAACUCGAUAUUAGGAAGGUGUUCCUAAUGUUUGGUGUACGUUGUGAAUAUUACACUCAAGUCAAGUGUUAUGCCUUCUUUAUCAUGACGGAGAAGCUACUGUAUGUAUGAAAUGGACAACAAUGUGUUCUUUUGAACAUCUGAAUCUAAUCCAAACUCGAAGUAAAGAGAUGUUAAGGUAAUGGGAACACUGUAUCGAAUUUGUUCAAAUUCUUCAUACCUUUCCAAGCUUUUUUUUCUUCUCCCAGGUCAGCAGAUGAACUGGUCAUCUGAUAUUUUCUUUGCUGUCAGUGUGAACGCGGGGAGUCCUACGAAGCAGGUUUGAGGAGUUAGCGAGGUAACUUUGGUCAACUCUGAGUUCAUUUCGGGAUAACCGGUCAGACGAAAGUGGCUGACCUUUUAGCCAGGUACAUUCCUAUGGCAGCGAAACCUAACUCAGGCUAACCUGAGUUAGGCUCAGGGGCAGGCGAACUCACGGCUAACUCCACUUACCUUGAAUGAAGUGACUGAGCCGCGAGUUGAGGACCAAUGAAAGCAGAUUCCCAUCCCCUUCAUUUGAGGAAGAUGACUGAUUAAAUAUUUUAUUAAUCAAAUGUUUGAAAAAGGA
Messenger RNA from Oncorhynchus masou masou (cherry salmon), 2325 nucleotides. Its product is annotated as mitochondrial ornithine transporter 1-like. Gene Ontology annotation, molecular function: L-ornithine transmembrane transporter activity. The record is from RefSeq and is a predicted model, not a curated record. The transcript is spliced from 8 exons. Gene Ontology annotation, biological process: mitochondrial L-ornithine transmembrane transport. Bases 89 to 868 code for a protein of 259 amino acids. Gene Ontology annotation, cellular component: mitochondrion. Lineage: Eukaryota; Metazoa; Chordata; Actinopteri; Salmoniformes; Salmonidae.